GCGUGCGACAAAAACAGACUGGCAUGAACCUCCAGAACGACGACUGAUGGAGCAUACACUCCCGGAAUUGACUCAGGAUCUGGACAUGGAAGAGGUGAGGGAGAAGAAGACGACCGAGGUUCCCGGCUUUCUGUGUAAGACGCUGGUGCCGUCGCCGAUUGUAAGGAAGGCUCUGCCAUCUUGGUUGCCUGGCGGUGAGGCUGCGGUAUAUCUGAUCAAGGAUGUCACAAUCGAAUUGCACCGUGUCAAUGACGACGGCACUCUCACUUGUCUUAUUCAGCAUCCCAUGUUCAAGAAGAUACGCGACGCGCAAGUCCUUUGUUUCAAGGAGUCUGCCAAACUAGACAUUGGUGUAAAUGCGCAGUCCUUGACACGCGAACCGGAUGUCCUUGCGUAUACCUCCAUGGAUGGCACGCUCGCCUUUCUCCGUUACGCACCGCCUGCAGCAGAAUCUUCGUCCACUCCCACUACAACGGGCAAGCCUCGGUUUCGGUACUCCACCGUUGAGCCCGCUUCUACAGGAACGUUUGGGAUGUGUGGUACUUACCCCCUCGGUACUUUAGGCGACGAUAUUGACCAGAUAGGUCAGUCCCUCGCCCUGGACCCCCUAGGACGAGCAGGUGUCGUGGCCGCGACUCAGAAUCGACUAGCAAUGUUCUCUAUACGCAAGCCUGCCAACGAUACGGCUGCAAUAGUUAUCCAGGAAACACAAAGCAUUGAGGUGCCGGGCGUUAUCUGGCAUGCUAUGUUCCUUACCCCUCCUACGUUCACGUCACCGAUCGGAGAUGAUGAAGAGACGAAGAGCAGUCGGGUUCCGGUACACCUGAUGGUAUAUAUCUAUGACACCGCUGCCGCGAAGCCACGAGUCCUUGUGUAUCAAUGGUUCCCGGGGACUCCGCUUUCCACGCUGUACGAAUACGGCAACAUGCCUCUACCAACAGAGCUGUCAUUACCGCUACAUAUGACUGCACUGAAUGAAGUGAAAGACUCAGCGCUCAUCGUGACGGAGACUGAAGCAUGCCUUUUCGAAGCUGGGCGGAUACGAAGUGGAGACCUCGCCUUUGUACGCGCACCUCUACCCAAGGGUGCAGGCUUAGUCACAGGUAUUGCAACGUCACGACAAGCAAGCUAUGCAGACGAUUAUGUGUAUCUCCUGCACGAAACGGGACGGAUAUCGCGGGUAGAUGCUUGCACGACAGAAGCGACGGUCGUGAAUGCUGGGCAGGUUGAGCCAGGGAGUUUUGCGUUCGCGGUCUUGGAUAUGGAUAUGGGGACUGGUGAUUUGGUGUUUGCUGGGGGAGCGAUGUGUUCGAGUGGAGUAUACUUGCUCUCAACGGAUGGAGCCGUAACACGGUAUUUUGAGCUACCUAACCUCUCUCCCGUCUUCGAUUUUGAUGUCUAUACGCCGCCGGACUCCACGUCUGGUCAGCAGCGACUCCUCGUUACUCAUGGCCGGUCCGAAGGGGGUAUGUUCAGCGAGCUGAGAACUGGACUGCCGUUACGAGUACAUGAUGAAGUCGGAGAUUUCGAGAAUAUAAGCGGACUUUGGUCAGCUCCUGAUACAAUAGGACACCGGGUGUUUGUCUUCAUUACCUAUCCCUGGAAUGAGACGAACUGCUUGUGCUAUGACUACGAAACAAGGGAGAUUGAAGAUGUUACAGACGCCUUGGGGGUCGAUUCUGGAAAGGAAACAUUGGCUGUGGGACGUGAUGGUGAGAGACUUGUUCAGGUAACGAGAGAUGGAGUUAUUUCACUCGCAGGUAGGACGGAGCCCGACGUCGAGAAGACCUCUUUUGCUGAACUUUUCGGUAUGGGGUCGGAAGUCCUUGCGGCGAACGUGUUACGUGGGCAACUCGUGGUGGGUUCAAGACAUUUUAAGACUGGUGAGACGAGAUUAUUACCGAGAUCAUUGCCGAAGAAAGAAGGGCUGCGCAUCGAGGAGACGCCGGGGAGCUGGUUACUAAGCUCCGAGCCAACAUUCCUGUCGCAAUAUGACUUGCCGUUGGCUCCUUCGGAAAGGCCCUUGUCCGGGAGAAUAUGCAUUGCAGGAACGCUGUCAUCGGAGAUUGUCGUGUGCAACAUUGAUCCCUUCAGUGCUUUGACGCACCUAUGUACCCAAAAAGUCAUCGUAUCAAACGGACAAGAGUACGAAGAUGCCAUACCCGAAUCGGCGGUUGUUAUCGCCAAUGAAGGUUGGAAUAUGCUACUCGUUGGUGCGCGAACCGGGCACAUGCUACUUUAUCGGAUGAUGGAGGAGGGUACACAACUUCAGUUAGUGGACACGGUGAAACUGGGAAGCCGACCGGUCAAAAUCCGUAGUCACUCGAAAACCGAGGCUUAUGUGGCAAGCGAUGCUGUUUGGAAAGUCAUCGCCUCACAAGCUGGAGAUGUGACCCUAGCUGAAAUGGUCAUGGAGCAAGGAUUGGAAAGCAUCUCGCUUGUUUCCAAGUCUGUUGAUGGUUUGAUCGAUGCUUCACCCAUAUUGCCUUGCAUUUCUGGCACUGCGCUGGCUUUCGCUGAAGUUGGCAAGGAAGUCCGUCUCUGUACCCGAUCAAUACCCCUGGAGGCGACUCCAAGAAGGGUCAUCACUGACCAUAAGGGAACUGGGGCAUUUACGGUCCUGACAAACAUAUCUACUGAGACCUCAGGUGUUACACGUUCGGACAUCAAGUACAUUGAUAUUGCCAGCGGUGCUUUGAAGACAUCAUACCCCUUGGCGACCACGGAUACUGAUAGCCUGAUUUUCAAAGACAACGAGGUUAUUUACAGUAUCUUUGAGUGGAGCAUCCAGUUGAGACCUGGCGUGAUGUAUCACUAUGUCUGCGCGGGAACAGGUUGGAAAGGCGGGGUAGACAUCGGUGGCCGGCUGCACUUUCUGAACUUCAAACCGAGUAAGGACGACCCAGGAAGGUCAAGGGUGAAGCGGUUGAAGCCUUUCCGUACGGCCGACGCCGUCGUUGCUAUUGCAUCAAUAGCAAGCUUUGGCGUGGUAUACUCCACGUUGGGCAAACAAAUCUGUGUGCGCACGUUAAACGUGAACGGGACGGACAACAAAGUGGGGUUCAGUCCCGAGGAGGUGACGUUCAAACUACGCUCAGCCGCAACACGGAUAUCAGUGAAGGAUAAUGUGAUCUAUUGUUCUACACAAAGGGACUCUGUUGUCGUUUUGACUUACGACCAAGCCGCCAAGAAGAUAGCGUUUCUUUAUUCUGAUCCGAAACCAAGGCUCGGCUUGGAUCAUUGGGUACGAGGCUCAGGGCUUGUGCUUGCGUCUGACAAGUCUGGCUACGUCUGGGGCUUCGUACCGAGUAUGAAUGGCUCACAGCAAAAGAGGUCGUUCCAGGUGAAAUUGCCUGUCGCGAUCUCGCGAAUGAAGGAGGCGUCAUUGUUGGCGUCAAACGCCGGGACAGCGGGGUCGCCAGAGGGGUUCUGCAAAGUUAUUAUCUGCAGUGGCAUUGACGGGAGUAUUUUCGGGCUCUCGCAAUUGCCGGCGGAAGCAUAUAACCUUCUCCACCUCGUGCAGAAGCAGUAUUUCCAAGCGAUCGCGGCUGUGCGGGGUGAGACACCUUGGGAACAGCGAGAGAUACUGAACGGCACCGCCCUCCAAGCAUUGCUGGGAAUGAACACAGAGCAAUGGAAGAAAAUCCUUGGCACUGCAUUGGAAGAGCUGAGCCGCUUUGUGACAGUGAUGGAAACGAGAUUAGAGGAGCCGCCGGCGCGCACGGGAGAUGUUCUGGAGCAAGACAUCGAUGCCACCAAAAUGGUCAUCCGCAAUGCUUUGUCCGAAGUGAUCGUCUAAAGAUUUACCACGGUCGGCUUGGUGCGUAGGGUACUUUACGCAUUACGAUACUUUAUAUAGCGAUUCCAACCUGGCACAUGGGAUGCAUGUGAUCGUCCGAGGGACAUAUACCGUCAUCGCUCGGUCGGCGAAUCAGUAAGUUGAACGCACUCCUUUCGGAAUAUCUAACCAAAGCAUUGAUCUGAUUCCCGAAACCCUAAGUGAGAUCUCAUACAUGGGGUUCAGUUUCCGAUCUGGGCUUGUACUCGAGUCCUCGGGUGAAGGCGCAUGAGGAGGGCUGAGCGGGUCAUCUUGAAACAAUAGGAACGCAGUCAACACUUAAGCUCAAGUAAGUAAACCUCCUGGCCGUGUUUCGGACCGGAGCC
Saitoella complicata NRRL Y-17804 is the source of this 4164-nucleotide messenger RNA. RefSeq lists its product as uncharacterized. NCBI's taxonomy places the organism in Eukaryota, Fungi, Ascomycota, Saitoellomycetes, Saitoellales, Saitoellaceae. The transcript is spliced from 2 exons. Gene Ontology annotation, biological process: mRNA splicing, via spliceosome. Gene Ontology annotation, cellular component: U2 snRNP; nucleus. Bases 47 to 3799 code for a protein of 1250 amino acids. The record is from RefSeq and is a predicted model, not a curated record. Gene Ontology annotation, molecular function: protein binding; U2 snRNA binding.